GUGUUAGUUCAGGUGUAAAGAUGGAAGUGCUGAAAGGAGCUGUGUCAAUUUAAGUGUAGCUGCUGAGUGAAGCUAAUGCGAUGGGUUCAAUUUAAGCACUGACUGAAGCUAAAGUACACUAUUAGAUGAAGUGUUCGCUGAAUUGAAACAAAGACUCAACACCAUGGCUGCUGGUCUUACCACGGUAGUCCUCUUGCUUCACAUCCUCACUGCUUCAGCAUUGGAAUCAACCUCUGAGCAAGUCCUCCCUCAGAGACGCCCUCACCUCACUGGCUGUGUCUCCGCCAACAUGGAGACUUUCCGCUGCAGAUGGAAUGUCGGCACUUUCCACAACCUCUCCGAGCCUGGAGACCUCCACUUAUUCUACAUCAACAAAAAACCCUCCCUUGCCUCUCCGAAAGAGUGGAGUGAGUGUCCUCACUACAGCGCCGACCCGCCAAACGAGUGCUUCUUCAACGAGAACCACACAUCCAUCUGGACGUAUUACAGUGUCCAGCUCCGCUCGAGGGAUCAAUCCGUCCUCUAUGACGAGAACCUCUUCCACGUCCAAGACAUCGUGCAACCAGAUCCACCUGUCGGGCUGAACUGGACGCUGCUGAAUGUGAGUUUGACCAGCACCUAUUAUGACAUCAUGCUGAGCUGGAAGCCUCCUCAGUCCGCAGACGUGGAGAUGGGAUGGAUGACGCUGCAAUAUGAGGUCCACUACCGCGAUGUCAACUCUGACCUAUGGGACGCAGUCGACCUUGUGAAAAGCACACAUCGCUCCCUUUAUGGGCUUCAAACUAACGUAAAUCACGAGGUUCGGGUCCGAUGCAAAAUGCUUGGUGGGAAAGAAUUUGGAGAAUUCAGCGACUCAGUAUUUGUCCACAUCCCAUCCAAAGUGUCAAGAUUCCCAGUGGUGGCUUUGCUCAUCUUUGGUGCCUUGUGUUUAGUGGCCAUCCUCAUGUUAGUUAUCAUAUCACAGCAGGAAAAGUUGAUGGUUAUUCUUUUGCCUCCUGUUCCUGGACCUAAAAUAAAAGGAAUUGACCCAGAGCUACUAAAGAAAGGGAAGCUGAGGGAGUUGACAUCCAUCCUGGGUGGUCCCCCUGAUCUGAGGCCAGAGCUGUACAACAACGACCCCUGGGUGGAAUUCAUCGAUCUAGACAUUGAGGAACAGAAUGACAGACUGACAGAACUGGAUACGGACUGUCUCAUGGAGCGCUCCCUAUCCUCCAACUGCACUCCCGUCUCCAUUGGCUUCAGAGAUGACGACUCCGGCCGUGCCAGCUGCUGCGACCCUGAUCUCCCCAUUGACCCGGAUGUGUCACCUUUCCAUCCUCUGAUCCCAAACCAAACCCUCAGUAAAGAACCCUUGUGCCUGGCAGCCUCUGAGCCAACCUCCCCGGUCCAGAGCCCAACUGCUGCAGAGCCUCCUUUUGCAGCUCUAGGCAGGGAGGCUUUGUACACCCAGGUGAGCGAGGUGAGGUCAUCUGGCAAGGUGCUGUUGUCACCUGAGGAACAGACUGAGGGGGGGAAAACCACAGGCAAAGACUCAGAGAAAGACAUCAUGGUGGAGAAGGAGAAAGAAAAGAGAGAAUUUCAGCUCCUGGUGGUGAAUGCGGAUCAGGGAGGUUACACCUCAGAGUUCAACGCAGGGAAAAUGAGCCCUAGAUUGCCCACAGGGGAUGCGAGUGAACCCUGUCAGACAGGAGAGAACUUGAGUUCUUCACCAUCCCCAUCGCCUUACUAUGAAUCAGAUACCACCACCAUGUCCCUAUUACCUCCUGCUCCUGUCUACACCAUGGUAGAGGGUGUUGACAGACAGAACAGCCUCUUACUGACACAAAAUUCGACACCUGCCCGACAGCUGAUAAUCCCAAAGGCCAUGCUGACACCAGACGGCUACCUAACCCCUGACAUUUUGGGAAGCGUCACACCGUAGAUCAGCUAUGUACUGUGCGAAGUUAAGACUAUUCAAUCAAAGGCAGAGAUAAACUUCGGAAGAGACUUGGAGAUUGAUUUUCCCAAGGUAGUGUUUGAAUGUCAGCUCAUGUAAAAUAGUUGGGGGGCCAUCUGUGCCUGUCCUGCCACCACCUCUACCUCCUCCGACCUUGCAUUGCACGCUCUGAGAGGGCUGUAAAGUCAACAAGGCUGGAAAUUUGGUAUGAACGAAGAAGGGGGCACAAGAAUGUGUUUCACUUCAGGUGUGGAAAGGGGAACCAAAAGUAAACAACACAAGCAGGGGCUGAAAUUGCCUCAAUAAUUCAAUACUCUGACACCUAAAAACAGGCCUACAACCCUACUUAUUGAAUAACUGUCUUUAUUAAAACUGCAUUGAUCAACUUAGGCCACUAGACGACAGAAUAAUCCCCCAACCACCUAAGAGAAUCAGCCCUAACAUAUAAAGUUGUUUUGGGUAACGUGUUAGCAAAAAGUUGCGUUUACAUAUUCAGAAGACAAAGAGCUUUUUUUUUUUUUCAUUUAAAGUUGUAUUUCUGUCCAACUAAUGAAUGCAAGUCCACUCUCCUUUUUAGCUCUGGUUUGGUGUCCAUCAACUCCUGAGAAGACUAUCUGGUUCUUGAGCCAACCAGCUACUCUAUAAAUUUCGUCUGCCACUUGCUGCUAUGAACUAAAAGAGGCUAAAAAAGCUCUGUAAGAGCUGCAGAGUUGCUGGUUAUUCCCUGUUGUGUUGUCAAUAUAAGAGACACCUUUCACAUUACAGGUUGUCAUUUCAUUACAUUUUGAUAUAAAAAUAUUGACUAAUGCUGCUUUAAAUGAGAAUAUAUUAUUUGUACUUGCUUAAUCCUAAAAUUUUUAUGUCAAAAGCUUUCUUUUUGAUAAAAUCAGGUAAUGUGUAUUGAUAAACCCUGUGAAAAAUGUCAAUGUAAACAUAAUUUAAUUAUGUUCCCUCUUUUUAUGAAUCAAAAAUACUGUAUUUAUGCUUUUCAUAAAGUUUUCAUUCCUUUUCAGGCUUUAAGAUCAAUACUGCCACAUUGAAAAUGUUACUUAACCAAUAAGUUAGCUAUUGCUCUUUUUAAUACUCAGUCGUAUUGGGGUUUAUAUAAUCAUGUUGUUGCCAACAGGUGAACCCCUGAAAAAGCAUGAGCUGUAUGUAAAAUGGUCAACUGGAUCAUGGAAUAUUAGAUGCUUAUCUUACUUUAAUGCUAUUACAUAUUGUGUUCUUCAUUUAUAGUCUAAACUGUGAAAUGUGUUCAGAGCUGUGUUUUUUUUUUUUGUUG
Molecule: messenger RNA, 3218 nt
Organism: Xiphias gladius (swordfish)
Lineage: Eukaryota; Metazoa; Chordata; Actinopteri; Istiophoriformes; Xiphiidae
Product: growth hormone receptor-like
Exons: 9
Coding region: 164-1921 (585 amino acids)
Biological process (GO): cytokine-mediated signaling pathway
Cellular component (GO): external side of plasma membrane
Molecular function (GO): cytokine receptor activity; protein binding
Source: RefSeq, a predicted model, not a curated record